Messenger RNA from Saccostrea cuccullata (small rock oyster), 1798 nucleotides. RefSeq lists its product as uncharacterized. The record is from RefSeq and is a predicted model, not a curated record. Lineage: Eukaryota; Metazoa; Mollusca; Bivalvia; Ostreida; Ostreidae. Gene Ontology annotation, molecular function: Hsp90 protein binding. The transcript is spliced from 9 exons. The annotation marks the transcript as partial.
CUAAAGCGAAAGUAAAUAAUUAUAUUAUACAAGUUAGGGAAGCAUUCAUUUUUCAUCAUGAAGUCAAUAUCUGAGCUGUGUCAGAAAAAAUCAUAGGAAUUGAUUAUAUUCUUGAAACAUAGAACUCUACAUUAUCCACGGCAAAUUCCACAAUUUAAGAUGAAUCCAUUUGGAAGACUUUCUAGUGUGGAUCAAAUGGGACAAUGGGCUUUUUUUCAACUGCAACAAUGCAAAUUGAAUGGGGAACAAAGUCUGCGACAUGGUGAUUACGCCAGCGCUUUUGCGAUGUAUAAUACAGCAGUGGAAUAUUGCAAUAUGUGCGGUCCUUUUCUGAACGUUCAGGAGGAACUUUCGAACAUCCUCAGCAAUCGGUCAUUGGUUUUAAGUAAAAUGGGGGACUUCGGAUUGGCUUUGACGGAUGCCCAACAAUGCAUCGGAUUAAACCCUCAUGGGGCUAAGGGGUAUUUGCGGUCUGCUGCUGCUUACAAAGGUUUGAACAAUUUUUAUGAAGCUCUGAACAUAUUGAUACAAGGCUACAAUGUGACACUACCCCAAGGUGACCAGGAGAUCGCAAUAACUUUUCUUCAGGAACUUAUCGUCACAAUAACUCAGCUUCAAAAACAUCAAGGUGAUUGUGAUUCCCUUUUGGCAGAGCACGAAGAAUUAAACCCCGAAUCCCUCGAAACCGAUGCUCAAGAGAAGCUGUUACAGGGACUGGCUAGCAGUCACCACUGGGAAGGCGUCAGCUUACUUAUUACCGGGGAACACAGAGGCCCGAAGAGUUCCUUGGAUUUCUCGAUUCCGAACGUUUCUGCCAAACAUGUCUCGAUUGCCUGUCUUUUUGAGGAUCUUUCUAUUUCGGAUUUAAAACGAUAUGGGAUGCGACUUGCUGUUGCGCUUCUAAAAAACGGUUCUCCUUACCAAGACAUUGAAGAAGUGUUUGGAAUUCCAGCUUUUCAUGUUGUUCUCAUUAAGACAUUGGAAACGGGAUAUGACGGGUUAAUAGAACUGUUCUUCAGAAAUUAUUUGGACACCCAAGAGAAAAAGGAUGCAGUUGAUAGAUAUGGCAAUUCAGCUCUACACGUCAUCGUUCGGUUAAAAACCUGUAGUGAUGAGGAGAGGAAUAACUUGCUAUUGCUUUGCAUUCAACACGGCUGCAGCGCCUUGAUUUUUGAUGAAACCGAAAAACUUCCAAUCGACUACUGUGAUCAUACUGACAAAUGUUUCGAAUCUCUAUCAAGAAUUUUUAAUGAUAUUGAAACUGUUCGAAGACAUGUUCUCGAACUCAAAGAGAAAGGAAAUUCAGAAAAGGACGAAAAGCAAUAUGAACAGGCUCUUCUUCAUUAUAGCAGAGCUAUAAAGUUGUCAACACGGUGUGAUAUGCUACACAAAGACAGUGCCAUACUCUAUACCAGCAGAUGUACAGUUUAUGCGGAAAGCAACCGUCUUCAAGAGGCCAUGAAAGACGCGGAGUUGGCAAUCAAAAUAGACAACACAUAUAUGAAGGGCCACUGGAGAAAAUCUCAAUUACUACGAAAAAAUGGACAGAACAGUGAGGCUUUUGUGGCUGCUAUGGAAGGAGUGAAUAUCUCUGAAAUUGUCAACAAAGACAAAUGUGAACUUGUCAUUGAAAGUGUCAAAUCAUUUCAAUACCUUUCUGACUUCGAGAAAAACGAAAGGUACGGUGCCUUUUCGGACGUUCCAGUUGAUCUCUGGCCUUCUGUGUUACAAAGACUCAGCAAAGAAGCAGAAUGGUUAUGCAUUAAACAACUAGUUAUUGGUAUAGGCCAAGACAAUG